This is a messenger RNA of Panicum virgatum (switchgrass), 1389 nucleotides long. Its product is annotated as expansin-A9-like. The transcript has 2 exons. Bases 442 to 1197 code for a protein of 251 amino acids. Gene Ontology annotation, biological process: plant-type cell wall organization. Lineage: Eukaryota; Viridiplantae; Streptophyta; Magnoliopsida; Poales; Poaceae. Gene Ontology annotation, cellular component: extracellular region. The record is from RefSeq and is a predicted model, not a curated record.
AGAAUUCUACUUCGAAGCAAGCACAUGAGAUGAAACUCUCCCUUCCAAGGAAGAACAACCACCUGGUGUCAAACGAACCAUAUAAUUCAGGGUUCAGGCACAGGAUUAAUAAUCAUGUCAAAUCACCAAGAUUCCAUGGUUGAAUUAUAACUGUCCAUUGCCCGUCUUCAUUCGAGGAUGAUUGGCUAGCCACCAGCAGCACGCAUGCUAGUGCAUCAGCGCGUGAUCCGUGACCCCAUGAUUGACCAGAUAAGAAACAGGGCGGACACAUGCAGCGUGCAUGAUCACCUUACCGUCAGCCGACCGUCGGCUCGCCGGCAGUUGCAGGCAAGCUUAUAAGCAGCAGUAGCAGAGAAGGCCUGGUGCAGUCGCCACAGCCCACAGAUUGCAAGCGAUCUUGUAUUCUUGUCAGGCAGGCAGUGCCUCGCUGAGAUCGAGGCGAUGGAGAAGGCGAUCCUGCUCCUGCUGCUGAGCUUGUGCGCCGCCCGGCUCGGCCGCGCCGCCGCGCAGCAGUACUGGACGCCGGCCAACGCGACGUUCUACGGCGGCAGCGACGCGUCCGGCACCAUGGGCGGGUCGUGCGGGUACGGCAACCUGUACAGCGCCGGGUACGGGGCGCAGACGACGGCGCUGAGCGCGGCGCUCUACGGCGACGGCGCCUCCUGCGGCGCGUGCUUCCAGGUCGCCUGCGACGCGUCGCGGACGCAGUACUGUAAGCCGGGGUCGCCGACGGUCACCGUGACGGCGACCAGCAACUUCUGCCCGCCCAACUACGGCGACCCCAGCGAGUGGUGCAACUCGCCGCGGCAGCACUUCGACAAGUCGCAGCCGGCGUGGGAGACCAUCGGCGUGUACCGGGCCGGCGUGAUCCCCGUGAACUACAGGAGAGUCCCCUGCCAGCGGUCCGGCGGGGUCAGGUUCGGCAUCAGCGGGCACGACUACUUCGAGCUCGUGCUGGUCACCAACGUCGCCGGCGCCGGCGCGGUGGCCGCGGCGUGGAUCAAGGGGUCCUCCACGGACUGGCUGCCGAUGAGCCGCAACUGGGGGGCCAACUGGCAGAGCGGCGCCAAUGUAACGGGGCAGAGCCUGUCGUUCAAGGUGCAGACGGACUACGGCAGGUCCGUCGUGGCGGACGACGUGGCGCCGGCGAACUGGCAGUUCGGCUGCACCUAUCAGGCCUCGGUCAACUUCUACUAGAGAAUAGUGGUAGUAAGCUCUGCUAUGCCAUUUGUGAACUACUUGGGCCAGAUCCAUGAUUCCAAAAGAGGCCUGAAAGCCUCGAUUCAAUGGUGUUGAGAAAGAACCCAUGAGUGGGGUUGGGGGGGCAUCCUUAAAUUCAUAUAUAUCAUCGUGGCAAAAGGUAAAAUAGAAGCCACAUCCUCCUAGUAA